Molecule: messenger RNA, 2386 nt
Organism: Ylistrum balloti
Lineage: Eukaryota; Metazoa; Mollusca; Bivalvia; Pectinida; Pectinidae
Product: N-acetylglucosamine-1-phosphotransferase subunit gamma-like
Exons: 10
Coding region: 1-951 (316 amino acids)
Cellular component (GO): Golgi apparatus
Source: RefSeq, a predicted model, not a curated record
AUGGCAGCACAAGAUGGAAGGUGUACAGCCAUUGAUAUUUAUGGAGUGGAGAUAUACAACAUGAAGACGGGUAUUGUGCUAGCGUUUUUUCUGAAGUGCUUCCUAACUUCAGAUGGUGAAGUUGUCAAUAUGAAAAUUGUAGAGGAACCCUCAAAUUACGGUUUCAACAAUUAUAAUGUGGGAGUCAACAAUGAUGAGACAAAGUUGAAGAUGCGUGUAAAACCAUCAAAUUUCUCUGGACCUCCACAUCUAAGGACUUUUGAGCAUAAAUGCUUUGAAAAACAAAUAUUAGGUUACAAGUAUGAGUUUUGUCCAUUUUCAAAUGUGACUCAACAUGAGCAGUCAUAUAGGUGGAAUCCAUUUCAUGGAGUGUUAGGAGUAUGGCAGGAAUGGGAGAUAGAAGACAACAAGUUUGUGGCCAUGAUUAUGAGGGAAGGAGAAAGAUGUGGAGACAUAUCCAGAAGUACAAGGGUUUUGUUUGAAUGUGCAGAGAGUAAUGAGAUUCUGAAUGUUACUGAGAACAGUAAGUGUCACUAUCAGUUACAAUUCUCCACACCACUGGUAUGUGCAGAACAUUCCAUGUUGGUGUACCCAAACCUGCCACCCCAUCUUCGUCUGGCAUGGGACCAUCUACAGGGCCAGUACCAACGUGAAGAAAUUACUCGCAAGGGGUAUGAUAAACGUUUGAAGAAAAUAUUCAUAGAAGCUGGAUAUUGUUUGUCAGAAAGCGUCCAACAAGUGAUUGCCAAAGCAGCAGUUGAACAGGAGAAGCUGGAAGAGAAAGAACAGAAGGGUGAAUUUGAUACCCUUUAUCAGUGUAAGGAGGAAUAUCACAAACUGAAAAAGGAAGCAGAAGGACUGAGAGCACUGUUGGCUGUGAAAAAUGAUGAAGUUCCAGUCCCACAGCCAGUAGAUGCAGGACCAGACCAUGCCAACAAUACAGUUGUGUGAGAAAGGAAGUAAUCUUCAUCGGAAUAUGUCAUUAUUUAUACUGUCACUCUGUAAAUGUUGGAUGUGUAUGAAGAUUGUAACAGUUUGAGUCUUAUUGAUGCUUGAUUGAUGAAAUUCAGGUUUGAAUGAUGGUGAGAGAUCAACAGACGCUGUAAGUUUAAGUUUGAAUGUAAGUGUAAGUUUCAAUGUAAGUUUUAGUUUGAAUGUGUAAUUUAAAAGUGUGAUAUAUUGUUUAUAUAUUUGUGUUAUAUCUUUUUCUAAAUGAGUCUCUCAGAAGUUUUGUUGGCCAUCCCAGAUAGGUUUUAAAUGUCUGAUAUUUGUCAUGUUAUUUCAGGUGUCAUACAUUGUCAUGUCUUUUAGACGCCCAUUCAAAAUUUUGAUGUGAUACACAAUGGUACGGUAUUGUCUGUCCACUGUAAAUUUUUCUUUCUCCAGAGGCUAUCUCCCUCAGUUUUCAACCAAUUUCUUUCAAGUUUGGUUGGCUUAAUCAUCAUCACAUGAAAUGGUGUGUCUUAAAUUACAUUGGCGAUUUUACAAUUUAGGGAGAGUUGUUGCCCUUGUUUUGUUUAACAUUUUUAUCUUCUCCAGAGAUUUUUUUCAGUUUCCCCUAAAUCCCUUUAUCAUUACAAUAUAUAUCACUGUUUUGACUCAUUAUUAUCAUUUUCAUAUCAUGAAUAUUUCUUGGGCAUAUAUAAGACAUAUAUUGCCCCUCCUUUUGUUUGAUAAAUCUGUAGUGCUUGUGGGAAAGAGUGUUCAGAAAUAUUAUAUGUUUAACACAUGAUGUCCAUUAUAGUUGAUCAACCAUUCCAAGUAUGUCUAUUGUUAAUUGUUCUUUGGUAUAGUAACAUGCAGAACACAUGGGGAAACCGCUGUAAUUAUUUUGCAUGGACACUUUGUUAUAAUGAAAUUUUGGCCUAGUUUGAUCACCAACUAUAGUUACAUCAGUUGUACUAUAGUAAUUGGUUGGUCUUUGUUGGUAUAUGUGACGGCAUCAGAAGAAAAUGCUUGCAUAUAGAAAUGGUUAAUGAUCCAGCUUUCUCUUUGUUAGUUUCUUGGUGUCUCACAAUGUGGCAGACUGUAUGUGGUUGUCAUGAUAUUCCAUUUACCCGAGUCACAGGUUAGGAAAAAUACUCUGGCAUCCAAUUGUUGAUUACUUAUUGUCUAUCCUAUACAUGAUAAAAUCAUCACAGAAUAUUAAGUUGUCACUCCUGUCAUUAUCUAUACAAUUGUACAUCCAAAAUGCAUCUCUCUAGAAAUCCAACAAUAUCUUCUUUUUGAGAUGUUUGUGAACGAUUACAAUCACAUAUUUCUACAUGUACAUACAAGUUCUUGUAUGGCUCUCAUUUGUAAAACAUUUUAUAUUUGAAAAUAAACUGGAGAUUUUGAUAUAAUGUCAAAUAUUGUAAUACAGUUUACAAAGUGCAAUGGUAUGUUA